AUGUGGACUCCCUUCUUCCUAAGCAGCCUGUUCUUUGUCCUGGGGAUAGUGGCACAACCGAGGUACCUGAUCAUCGUUCCAGCUGCACUGCCCUACCCCUCUUCCCAGAGAGUGUGUUUGGACCUCCGUGGGGUGGAGAAGCCUAUUCGUGUGGCCCUAACUCUUGUGCUUCCAUCUGGCAACCUCAGCCUGUACCGCAAGGUUGUCCGGAACAACUGGAUCUUUGAGUGCUCCAAAUUUCAGGUCCCUCAACCUGCAGGCAACCAGGAAGUUGGCACUGUCCACCUCCGCAUCUCCAAUGGCCACUACUUCAGUGUAAAUGAAGAGAAGAAAGUCCUGAUCCACAGGGCUGGCACAGGCACCUUCAUUCAGUUGGAUAAACCUGUCUAUAACCCAGGACAGACAGUGAAAUUCCGGAUCGUGACGUUGACUGAAGACUUUGCUCCUGUCAGCAGCAAGUACUCCAUGGUGGAAGUCCAGGACCCAAAUCAAAACCGCAUUGGCCAAUGGCUGGAUGUGAGACCAAAGCAGGGCAUUGCAGAUCUCUCUUUCCAGUUAGCUGAUGAGCUCUCUCUGGGGACUUACACCAUCAGUGUUGCGAACCCAAAAGCGUCCACUACUUUCAAGGUGGAGGAACAUGUGUUGCAAAAGUUUGAUGUUUUCUUCGAGGGACCAGCUCAGAUUUAUGCUUCAGAUAAAACUUUCCACCUGCGUGUCUGUGGCAGGUACAGCUAUGGGAAAGCAGUGCAAGGGACCAUGAGGGUGAUUUUGUGCCAGAAGGCAAGGAGGCGUCUCCAAAAUGCCAGCAAGGAUAUCUGUAGGGAAUACAGUGGCCCGACUGCAAGCAAGGGGUGCUUCACCUCUUCUGUGAGCACCUCUGUCUUCAACCUGGCUCCCAGUGAGGAAGAUGGCAAGCUCUAUGCAGAAGCCUCUCUCCUGGAGAUGGGCACAGGGGUGCAGAUCAACACCUCCAGCCAAAUCCUCAUUUCCAGGACUGCUGCAAAGGCAGUGUUUGAGACACCAAAUGCAUAUUACAUCCCUGGAGUGCCCUACAGAGGGAAGAUUAAGCUUCAGGAUCACUAUGGAAAUGGUAUGAAAAACAGAAAAGUUUAUCUCGUGAUAAAGUUCAUGAGGCGCCACCUUAUCAAAACAUACAUCACAGAUGGCAGUGGAAUAGCAUCCUUCAACCUGGACACAACUGCCUGGAACAGCUCAUCAGUCUCUUUGGAGGUCACUGGGAGGACUGGAAUUGUUGUCAGGGGCCAGAAGACUGUCCAGGUUGGGAAGCUGCACAGUAAGUCUGCAGCAGAUGUAAAAUGGAAAUAGUUGUUGUUGAAGGGCUCCUUCUCCAUCCCUUUGACCUUCACUGCUGACUUCACCCCAUCACCCUCCUUAGUAGUGUAUGCCAUCUUCCCCAGAGGUGGGGUAGCAGCUGACAGCAUCCAUUUUGAUGUUGCUUUGUGCUUUGAAAACCAGGUCAAGGUAGGAUUCCCAGCUAAAGAAGCCCACACAGGAUCAACAGUGCAGCUCCAAUUGCAGGCAGCCCCUGGCUCCCUGUGUGCAGUACAGGCAGUGGAUGAAAACAUGUUCACUGGGAGGCUGCAGAGUGAGCUGACAAGCCAAAUGGUCUAUGGUUUGUUUCCUGCUGCUUACCGACAUGGAUACCCUGCCCAAGUAGAAGAACACUUAGAUCACUGUGUUCAGCCCCAGUCCACCUCCACUCUGCUACGGGGGAAGCCACGGCAGUCCUUUCAGCCUGACAUCUUUAACCUCUUCCGGAACAUGGGACUGAAAAUCUUCUCAAACCUUGUGAUCAAGAGGCCUUCUCAGUGCUUUCAUCGGGCAGAUAGGAAGCCAACUGUGGGGUGGCCUUCUACAGAAGACCAAAGUAUCACUAAGAAGAAAACCCAAUUUACAGCCCAUGGAAGACUUAACCACUAUUUCCCUGAAACUUGGAUCUGGAAUUUGUUCUCUGUUGGCACCAAUGGCAGCAGGACUGUUUUGGUCACAGCACCUGCUGUUGCCGGAGAGUGGAAAGUCAAGAUGUUCUGCUUUUCUGGGAGGGGAUUUGGCCUUGCCCCAGCCAUAAGCCUCAGAACGGUUCAGCCCUUCUUUGUGGAUGUGAUGCUGCCAUAUUCUGUCAUCAGAGGAGAGACCUUCAUGCUGAAAGCUACUGUCUUCAACUACCUGCAGCAGUGCAUACAGAUCCAUGUGUCCCUGGCUAAAUCCUCAGAUUUCCAGGUGGAGUCGUGCCGCACCUGCAGGGACAAGGAGUGUCUGUGUGCAGAGGAGUCCAGGACCUUCACAUGGAAUGUGACAGCAGCCCAUCUGGGGACUCUGAAUGUCACAGUGAGGACAGAGGUACUGGACACAAUGUCACGGUGUGGGAGCAGGAAGCCCUUGCCAACUACCACGAGGCAGAGGCAUAUGCUGGUCAAGCAAGUGCUGGUCCGGCCAGAAGGUGUCUUAGUGGAGAAGUCUUACAGCUCCUUUCUGUGCCAAAGAGGAGGAAACAAGGCUGAAGAACAUGUGUCCCUUCGCCUCCCUGACAAUGUAGUGAAGGGAUCUGCCAGGGCUUCCAUUUCCAUCUCAGGUGACCUCAUGGGGAUGGCACUGCAGAACUUGGACCACUUGGUGCAGAUGCCCCAUGGCUGUGGGGAGCAGAACAUGGUGCUGUUUGCCCCCGUUGUCUAUGUGCUGCAGUACCUGGAGAAGACGAGGCAGCUGACCCCUGAGAUCAAGGAGAGGGCAGUAGGGUUCCUGCACAAUGGGUACCAGAUGCAGCUUCUUUAUAGGCACAGAGAUGGGUCCUACAGUGUCUUUGGGCAGCAGGAUGGGGAAGGGAACACUUGGCUGACAGCUUUUGUAGUCAAGAGUCUUGGCCAAGCCAGAAAAUAUAUCUUUGUAGAUGACAAGAAUGUCCAGGAAGCCCUACGCUGGAUAGAGAAAAACCAGCUCCCCAAUGGCUGCUUUGCCACCAAAGGGAGCCUCUUUCACUCCUCCCUAAAGAGUGGCGUGGAUGAUGACAUCUCCCUGGGGGCAUAUGUUGCUGCAGCACUUCUGGAGCUGGGUCAGCCGCUGAAGGGCAAGCUGAUGCAGACUACCCUCCGCUGCCUGCAGAAGGCAGUUCACAAUGUCACCAACAUCUACACAGAAGCUGUGCUGGCCUAUGCCUUUGCCCUGGCUGGGGACUAUGAGACAACCCAGGAGCUACUGUACAAACUAGAGGAACAGGCCAUCAAAUCAGGAGGACAAAUCCACUGGAGCCCCAAGCCAAGCUCUCCAGCUUCCAUGGACUUCUGGCCUGAUACACAGUCAGUGGACAUAGAGCUGACAGCCUAUGUGCUCCUGGCAUACCUCUCUAAGCCACGGGUGCACGCGGGUGACAUGACAACUGCAGCUGGUAUCGUGGCGUGGUUGAUCCGGCAGCAGAAUGCCUAUGGAGGCUUUGCCUCCACCCAGGACACGGUUGUUGCCUUGCAAGCCUUGGCAAAAUAUGCAGCAAGGAUAUUCAGCACCUCAGGCCAGGCACUUGUGAGAGUGAAGUCCCAGAGGGGCUUUGGGAAGACUUUUCAAAUCAAUCGCCAGAAGAGGCUGCUGGUGCAGCAGGCAGCACUGACAGAGGCUCCAGGGCAGUUCCUGGUGCAAGUCCAUGGCAGCAGUUGUGUCUUUGCUCAGAUGGUGCUGAGGUACCACAAGCCUUCCCCACGAGAUGCUGUAACCUUCACUCUCCGUGUCAACACAGAGCUGAACAACUGUAGCCAGGCAAAUGCGCGUGCCCUCACCAUCCACAUCCUUACCAGCUACAUUGGGAGCAGAGUCACAUCCAACAUGGUGAUCAUGGAGGUUUCCCUGCUGUCUGGGUUUGUGCUGGCUCCUAGAGCCAGAAUGCUGCUGGAGCACCUAACCAUCGUUAAGAAAAUAGAAGUGAAAGCUGAUGUGGUAUACAUUUAUCUGGAGAAGCUCAAUGAUGAAUCUCAGGCUUUCAUUCUGCAACUGGAACAACUAAUUCAGGUAAAGAACCUGAAACCAGCCAGCAUCAAAGUCUACGAUUACUACCAGCCAGAGGAGCAAGCCUUGGCUGACUACAGUGCUGACUGUAGUUGA
Molecule: messenger RNA, 4107 nt
Organism: Calypte anna (Anna's hummingbird)
Lineage: Eukaryota; Metazoa; Chordata; Aves; Apodiformes; Trochilidae
Product: alpha-2-macroglobulin-like protein 1
Exons: 34
Cellular component (GO): extracellular region
Molecular function (GO): endopeptidase inhibitor activity
Source: RefSeq, a predicted model, not a curated record